AAGACAUAAGCUGAACCUCUGGCCUGCAGUUCCAGAUCCAAGGUGACUGAGACAAACUGCCAGCUGCCACUGGCUUAUCAGGAGCACCUGGGCUAUCUUAGUUUCCACUGCUGCAGCCUGUGGCCUGGACAUUUGCCCAUGGUUGUGAGGUCCCCAUGCAUGGGACUUCUUCCUCCUGACUCCAGGCUUCAGUUCACCCAUCAGGCCUUAAAGCAUCUUCGGCCCUAUCUUGCCCUGAACUUUUUGCUGCAAAAACCAAGGGCACUGCCUCAAGCUUAUCUUCCCAGCCACUGUUUACUGCUGCUACAUUGUUGCCCAAGACACUUCAGAAGUGACUGUUGUUGUCAUCUCCUGCCAAGUCCUGGAAGGCAAGCCACCAAGUCCCAUGCACCAUUCCCACAGCCCGACAACCUUCCUGACUCUACCCACUGGAAUCUAAAGAGUCUGCCCACUUCUGGAUGUUUGUUCAGAAUCUGCUGACACAUCAAGGCCACUUUUCUUAGGAGCCCCCUGACUUCCAAAAUCAGUGCCUUUGGAUUCAUCUCUUCCGGGAGAGUUCAGUGUCUUCUGAAAUGUUACAAAACGUCCUUCAGAGCAAGAAGGCGUACACGAGGAGCUCGACUCUGUAGAAAGGAGAUGGACAACAUGUCUCCCAGGCUGAGAGCCUUCCUCUCCGAACCCAUUGGAGAAAAGGAUGUCUGCUGGGUGGAUGGCAUCAGCCAUGAGCUCGCGAUCAAUUUGGUCACCAAAGGUAUCAAUAAGGCCUACAUCCUGCUGGGACAAUUCCUUCUGAUGCACAAGAAUGAAGCCGAGUUUCAGAGGUGGCUCAUUUGCUGUUUUGGUGCCACUGAGUGUGAGGCCCAGCAGACUUCUCACUGCCUCAAGGAGUGGUGUGCCUGCUUCCUGUAGACACAAACCUCAUUGCUGCCCCCCACCACCCUCUGGGGAAAAUGACGCCUUCUCCACCUA
This is a messenger RNA of Homo sapiens (human), 969 nucleotides long. It is a transcript of the gene BANF2, whose product is annotated as BANF family member 2. The coding region runs from base 637 to 909 and encodes 90 amino acids. Gene Ontology annotation, molecular function: DNA binding. Gene Ontology annotation, cellular component: cytoplasm; nucleus. The transcript has 5 exons. The record is from RefSeq and is a predicted model, not a curated record. Lineage: Eukaryota; Metazoa; Chordata; Mammalia; Primates; Hominidae.